Messenger RNA from Austrofundulus limnaeus, 2551 nucleotides. RefSeq names its product GTPase HRas. Gene Ontology annotation, biological process: signal transduction. Gene Ontology annotation, molecular function: GTP binding; GTPase activity. The transcript has 6 exons. NCBI's taxonomy places the organism in Eukaryota, Metazoa, Chordata, Actinopteri, Cyprinodontiformes, Rivulidae. The record is from RefSeq and is a predicted model, not a curated record. The coding region runs from base 325 to 894 and encodes 189 amino acids. Gene Ontology annotation, cellular component: membrane.
CGUGGGCUGCCUGUGCUCCUCAUCUCCGCUGCUCUGGAAGCACAUUGUUCAACGCGGGCUCGUCAUAUUCAGGACUAGGGAAUUUCUUUUGGCGCAUAUCAACCCCUGUAAAUUAAACUCUGUCACACAGAGAAAAAGGACACAUUGCUGAAGUUGGGUGGGACAGACUGAGCCAAGGGAACAUUUCGUUUUCUUCUGAUUGGCCACGGAAUUGAAAGAUUUCUCUUUCUUCCUCAGUCUACGGCAGAAGACAAAACGUCGUUUUUUUCCCCCCUCGUCGGUAAUUAAACAUCUGCUUGCUAACUUGUUGUGUGGUGGACAGAAAUGACGGAGUAUAAGCUGGUGGUGGUGGGCGCAGGAGGCGUGGGCAAGAGUGCACUCACCAUUCAGCUCAUCCAGAACCACUUUGUGGAUGAAUAUGACCCCACAAUAGAGGAUUCGUACCGAAAGCAAGUGGUGAUCGAUGGGGAGACCUGCCUGCUGGACAUUCUGGACACUGCGGGUCAGGAAGAGUACAGCGCCAUGAGGGAUCAGUACAUGAGAACRGGGGAGGGCUUCCUCUGCGUUUUUGCCAUCAACAACACCAAGUCUUUCGAGGACAUACACCAGUACAGGGAACAAAUUAAGCGCGUGAAGGACUCCGAUGAUGUACCCAUGGUGCUCGUGGGAAACAAAUGUGACCUCCCGGCACGCACAGUGGACACAAGGCAAGCCCAAGAGUUGGCUCGCUCCUAUGGCAUCCCGUACAUUGAAACCUCUGCCAAAACACGACAGGGAGUAGAGGAUGCUUUCUACACUCUAGUAAGGGAGAUAAGACAACAUAAGUUGAGGAAGUUGAACCCACCCGAUGAGAGCGAUCAGGACUGUAUGAGUUGUCGAUGUGUGGUAUCGUGAAGCAGUUCUCCAUUACAUGUUGAGGAGAAAUGCUACAGAGCGAAGUGGCAGCAUGGACUCGAUGACAGACAGAAAAAACAACCUAAAAAUGAAAUAUGAACUUUGUCAAUCAGGAUGACUGAAGCAAAAGCUCUGAAGGAAACCACCACGGCUGACUGAAGCAGAGACUCUUGUGAAAAAGAGGAUUUUUGGACUGUUGCCUAAGUGGCUGGCUGAACUGGUUUGAGCUGGUCUCUUCUUUUUUUUUAUGUUGGGCCACAUCGAUUUGUGAGCAAUGCCACUAAUGAUGCGAUCGAGCUGGGUUUCUCCACGUAUUUCCUGCUAACUUAUUGUUUUCGGUCUCAACACUGGUUGCAAAGAGGGGGAGUCUCUUACCUCUUUCUUGCCUUGAAACCUAAUUCCUCACCCCCCAACCUGCAUCAAACCUGGAAGGACUAACUGAUUGAAAUGGAAAGGACUGGAAUAAACAWUUUGGUUUUUUUUUUCUCACACAUCUCAUAAAUAAUCCACCYCCAUUCUACCUGCACAGGGUUUACUCAAAUGGCAUCAAAGAUGUGGAAUUGUACUGGAUGCAGGGAGUGGAAGCUCUUAUGGGAUACUUUUCUGUUUCUCUUUGCCAGUUAGCCUAAUUUGUAAAAACAACAACUUUGAUUUGSUUUCUGGUAUGAAUUGUUUGGGCUUGUGAUUGGUAGAGUUGAAAAGCAUUGAUCACUACAAGUAUAGAAGUGUGUUUUUUUCUCCUAAGACAGUACCUGGUUUAAUAUUUGUAUCACCCAUCCUGAGUUAACUGAAGUUUUGAAAGAGGGUAACGGAGAUGGACGAGUUUCUGUCGUCACUUUUUACAGAUCGUUUUUAUUGUGAAAUAUUUGCAAAAUAAUAAUUGUAACGGCUAGUGUUCUGGCGCAAUAGAACUUUACUGUAUCGUAACUACACCAAGCAUUGGAAAUAAACCUUCUCUGACAASUUACUUUACUGUUUCACCUUGGUUUAGACGGAAAGGAGCAGUGCGCGGAAACCUAGUUGUGAUCUUUGCUGUUAGUGAAGCCUCAGAGACUGAUGGCARUUUUUCAAAAAGACUGUAUUUUAUUCCAGUAUCUGUACUGUUUUUUACAGGAGGGUAAUAUUUUAGUUUAGACUGCAGGAUUUACUUCUUUUAGAUAAGGCUCAGGUAUUAAAAGGUCCAGUCUCAUCUCAUAGUUCUGGUAUGUCGUGAGUUGGUUUUGCAGACACACAAGUCCUGCCUCAGAACUUUGUUUUUUUUCCACACACACCAUUCUAUCCUCAAGCUGUUUAUUCUUUUCCACCUAUUGCUCUUUUAAAGGAGCAAUAACAAGUCAGGUGCUAAUCUUCUCAAACCAUAUUUACUGUACACGUGGGGAAUAUUGUCUGCGGCAGGUCCUGGAUCCUGUGCUGGGGGCGAGUGCAUUGCUUGAAUUUGUUUUAAUAUUCAGAGGCUUGUGYUCUCUGUAACGGAUUUUCAUUUGCUGCCUAAAAUAUGAUUGAUGUGUUUACUUUGCCUUAUCUUUUAGCUAGUCUGUACCUCAUGUUAGCAGCAAGCUUGACCCCAGAUGAUGUUUGCUGCUGUUUUGUUUAUGUGCACAACCAGAAAUAUAUGAAAGCACUGCACAGAAAAAAAAAACAACUAAAAAACACUAAA